Molecule: messenger RNA, 1570 nt
Organism: Coregonus clupeaformis (lake whitefish)
Lineage: Eukaryota; Metazoa; Chordata; Actinopteri; Salmoniformes; Salmonidae
Product: methionyl-tRNA formyltransferase, mitochondrial-like
Exons: 10
Coding region: 1-1149 (382 amino acids)
Biological process (GO): biosynthetic process; conversion of methionyl-tRNA to N-formyl-methionyl-tRNA
Cellular component (GO): mitochondrion
Molecular function (GO): methionyl-tRNA formyltransferase activity
Source: RefSeq, a predicted model, not a curated record
AUGUCAAGGCAAAAAGUAGUGGGUCUGAAAAUACUGCAUGGCGUUUGCAAUUAUUGCACCAAGAGGCGUUGUGGACAAAUCCCUGGCAAGACCCGCGUACUUGUGACUAGGAACUACUCAACAGAACCACCUUGGAGGGUCCUUUUCUUUGGGACGGAUGAUUUUGCUGUAGAAUCCCUCAAGCUGCUCUCUGCAUCUAGGGAGUCCAAUGACCGUGUUGUGGAGUCACUUGAGGUUGUCACACUAUCCAAUGACGUCCCUGUGAAGAAGUUUGCUGAUCAAAACAAACUGCCCGUUCAUGUCUGGCCUCUCAGGGAUCUUCAAGGGCGGUUCGAUGUCGGGGUGGUGGUGUCAUUUGGCUGCUUGCUUCGGGAAGGACUUAUCAACCAGUUUCCAUGUGGGAUCCUGAAUGUCCACCCCAGCCUUCUCCCCAGAUGGCGCGGCCCCGCCCCAGUGUUCCACACCAUCCUACACGGAGACACUGUCACCGGGGUCACCGUCAUGCAGAUACGACCAAAGAGGUUUGAUGUGGGUCCCAUUCUUCACCAGGAGAUCUACCAGGUCCCAGACAACUUCACAGCUGACCAGCUAGGAGCUACUCUGGCCACCAAGGGAGCCCAGCUUUUGAUUGACACAUUAAGGACCCUUCCAGAGAGAAUCACAAACCGAAGAGAGCAAGCUAAAGAUGGUGCCACGUUAGCCCCUAAAAUCAGCACAUCAAUGAGCUGGAUCAUAUGGGAGGAACAAACCUGUGUCCAGAUCGACUGCCUGUUUCGUGCCAUCGCAUCCCGGAUCCCAUUGAGAACCAUUUGGAUGGGCAAGACCAUAAAGCUGCUGGACUUUGCUGGCAAAUGCAACAUUUCACUAUCAGGUCGAGGGUGGAUACCUGUGCCAGGAUCUAUGAGUUAUCAGAAAGAGUCCAACACCUUGGCUGUCUGUUGUAGGGAUGGCUGGGUGGGAUUCAAGGCGGUGAUGCUGAAGAAGAGACUGUCAGCAGCAGACUUCUACAACGGAUAUCUCCAUCAGAGCUUCCAGAACAGAUCUGGCCCUCCCAAGCAGGAGUGCCUGUUCCACAGUAACAGAGACAGAACUGAAUUACAUUCAGCUGGAGAGGAGAACUCAUUGACACAGCAACACACUGUGCAUUAAAACAUCAUGUGGUAAUUGAACACAAAACAACAACCUACUUGAAUGUUAUUAGAUUAGAUUUCCUAAAAGUAAAAUAAAAUAAAAAAGGAUCUAUACUUGUCUGUUUUAAGACAACAUAUUUAAGAGUACUUAAGACAAGGGUAGUGUUCAGCAGGGACACCGUAGCAAAACGGUUUGAAACAGAAACAAAACAUUUGCAUUUCAGUCCAGGUAGUACCCUCUGUUUCAAAAACAUUUUCUCCUGUUUUACGCCUACUGGAAACUAUUUCCUGAACCUACGGAACACAUGAUAUACAUGAAUGUAAUAAUAAUAAUAGUGAUAUAAUGGAGUGGCUGAUGUGCGUGAGUAGUUUGUGUUGUCCAAUGAAAAACCACCAAAAUAACAGUUGUAUUUGCAUAAAUAAACAUUUACAAAAGUGUA